This is a messenger RNA of Darwinula stevensoni, 1302 nucleotides long. The record is from the annotation of a GenBank genome assembly. Lineage: Eukaryota; Metazoa; Arthropoda; Ostracoda; Podocopida; Darwinulidae.
UGAUGAGCGACCUUGCAGUGUGAGUUCGUGCCUCCCCUCCUGCCCGUUAGAGGAAUUCUCAGGGCCACGAGGCGAUCGGGGAGUUUCGGCAUGAGGAUCCUGGACGCGAGUCGGCGACGCCGGGCCAGCACGACGGCCUCGCGGUGCCCAUCCUGCAAGAUGAUCCUGGACGACGACGGGGUCCGCCGACUGAGGUGUCCCUUCUGUGGCGCCUCUUGGAGCGUCGGGAACGAGGCCGAGGACCAGCUCUCGCUCUCUCAAUCGAGGACCAGCUCUCUACAUCUACCUCUUAUUGAUGCAAGGCCGAAUCUGAGCCUGUCGGGCCGUUUCCUGGGGCGGUUCAGUCCCACCCACCCCAACUUCACCCACAUUCAGGGAUUCACGAUGAGGAACGGCGAGGAACGGCCGGCCUCCCCCGAGAUGUCCACCCUUCCCCCCAUCGCCCUGGGUGGGGGAAGCCGGCGGUUGGUGAGCAUGGAGACGUCGCAUCGGUCUUUGCCGAGCUCUGCAUCCAAACUGCGUCAGAUUCGAAGCGCUCGGACUCCUUCCAAAGACACCCCUCCUUCCGAAUUUCAACUGAUCGCCACACCGAACAAGAAGAUUCAGCGCUCUACCGUGGACAUCGAGAAGGAAGAUUUCGAGAACAUGGUUCAGCGAGCCAGGGAGACCGGAAACUACGAAGAAGUGGGCAAAGUCUACACGAACGUAUUUCAGGAUUUCAAAAGUAUUAGUGCAACUUUCAAGAGGGCAUCCGACCAAGACAGUGUCACAUCUCUAGAUUCGGGCUUGAAUAUGGCGUUUGUGAAUGCCGUCAAUGAUGCGAUGAUCGGCAUGCCUUCCAACAUCCAUAGGAUCGUGUUGAAGAGUGUCUUCUACGGUAUCAUGGAUGAGAGUCACAGGGUUUGCAACCAAAUGUCAUUCUCUCUGGGAUGCAAGGUGCACCGAGACCAAACACCAUCACUUGCCAUCAUCCAUCGCUGGGUCAACGUCUUCAAGUUCGUUCGAAAGUCCUUUCAAGAUGCUGCCCAAUCUGGCCGCCCAGAAAUUGCAAAUGACAAGCAGACAAAUAAAUAUUGGCGGAAGCUAAUAGAAGACUGUCGCAUGGCCUAUGCGUCGAAUCAGCAGAUAUGGGGGAUUGGUGCGCAUGUAGUCCACAUCAUUCUCAGAGAGAAACUGAAUGUGAGGAACGUCUGUUCCAGUUGGGUGCCUAAUUCAUUGAACAAGAACAGAGACCACCGGGUGGCUGUUUUCCAUUUCAUGAUUAUGGAAUUUGAAGACGGGCAGUCUCGGGGAACAUCGUGA